This is a messenger RNA of Dreissena polymorpha, 459 nucleotides long. Its product is annotated as complement C4-B-like. The transcript is spliced from 4 exons. The record is from RefSeq and is a predicted model, not a curated record. The coding region runs from base 82 to 459 and encodes 125 amino acids. NCBI's taxonomy places the organism in Eukaryota, Metazoa, Mollusca, Bivalvia, Myida, Dreissenidae.
CCAACGUUUGGCAUACAUAUUCAGACGACACCUGCUUAUAUUUUGCCUACCGAUGAUACUGUAUCUGUAACGAUUGCUGCAAUGUACGUGUACGGAAAGCCGGUCGAUGGCACUGCUCGACUCCACUUCGACAUUAGGAGGGAGGGGGAUGUAUCUAACCUGAAGACGAUAUUCACCAUCGAAAACGUAGAGCAGCUAAGUAGCACCGGCAAAGCACAUUUUACCAUUGACAUCAAGAAGUUAAAAGCGAACAAAGGUGGCAGCUUUCCAGCAGGUGGUGUCUUGGAGCUAUCGGCCACAGUUCAUGAGUCGGCCACGGGCAAAGACGAAUUGGAAUUUGACGACUCCGUUAAGUUUGUGAGGGCCCCUUAUAGAUUCGAUCUAUCCAGAUCCAAGACUACGUUUCGAAAAGGUUCCAUUUACCUUCUAAAGGUUGCAGUUUCUUCUGAAUGCUGCUAA